CCGGCGGCCACUGAGAUAGGACUCGAUGACUAUAUGGCGGCAGCGAUGUUCGAACCCGGGACCAUCGGAGCGAUACGUCACGUCCAACGGAUUACCGAGGAAAGCGACCUCGGGCCGUGGCGACUAGGAUUCGAGGAUCUUGAGGUACCUGGUCCUGAAUACAAGGAUGGCCAUAUCGACGUAUUGGAUGCCUUCGAGGAAAGUCGAAAGGGCAAAAAGACGGUCCUACGGGACCCACCCACUAACGAGGAGUCACAGCCCUCGACCUCAGAGGUGCACGAAGCCAACCGGAUAGGGAUGAUCCAGACCGUAGAUUCCGCCUCAGAAAAACCUGAGUAUUUGGUGGAGCUAAUUGACGUGGAUCCGCUGCCCUUCGUCGACAAAGACGCGUGGGAGCUGCACCGUGCGCUGUACAAGUCGGUGGCGCUGGGGAUGUUCCGGUUCUUCGUGGAUCACGAAGUCCACGCUAACGGGGAGCACUUCAUCGUUUACUACGUCAUCGCGCGGCCCAAGCCAGCGGAGAAGGAAGGGACGGUGGCGCUGUACCCCUUCGCCCAGCUCCAGACGAUCGAUCCAAGAUUGUUGGAGCUCAUACACCUUGAGCUCCUCUCCAUUGCGCAAGUGAUCGUGAGCGAGGAGGAGGAGAUCCAACCACGAUUGCGGACAGCGAUGGCCCCGCGGAGGACGUACAAUGCGGUCGUCAUCUCAGAUUUCAUUGCGCAGCGGGCGGAGAGGUUGGAGGACUUCCCGGAGGAAAGGCCGUUGCAGCCUCCCUCAUCGUAUCCUCGACCAGCGCCACCAAAGGCCCCUAAGAAGACGCCGAAGAGGCAGAGACGCCACCCGUCGCCAGGAGCGCAAGGCAGCAGGAUCGGCGGCGGCGAGGAGGUGAUUCAGCCCGCGCGUACACGGAUUCCUGACCCUGCGCCUGGGAGUGCGGCGACGCUCAUUAAGGAGACUAUCGUGCCAUCGCCGCCCAUUCCGCGUGUGCCCGAUCUCAAUCUUGAUGGAGUCGGGCCAUCAUCAGCAGCAGCAGUCGGAGGAGGAAGCCGAAUGGGAUUUCCGGAUCCCAUAUCCAGACCCCCCGUCCUCGAGGGACCUCUUCGUUCCCGCCAGCCACCCCGGGGUGCCCCGGUCAUUGACAUUAGUAGUUCAUUCGAGCCGGACGGUCCAUCCGACCGAGGUGGACCUCAUGGUGGAGCCCGCCACCAUCAGGCUCGAGGCCAUCGUGGGGGCGCCGCGCCCUGAUCCGGCGUGGGAGCCAUCUCUGACACCCCCUUUCCAAGGGUGUAUUGCGGCGCGAUUGGCUGGGACGCUCAUCUACGGGACCGG
This is a messenger RNA of Chara braunii, 1329 nucleotides long. NCBI's taxonomy places the organism in Eukaryota, Viridiplantae, Streptophyta, Charophyceae, Charales, Characeae. The record is from the annotation of a GenBank genome assembly.